AUGUCCGACUUUGAGGAUGAUAUGGACAUUGAUGUCCCUCCCUCCAAGGACAUCACUUUCUCUUCUGACAAGACGGCCAAGGGCAAGCGCAGCGCGGCAAAUCUCCCUGUCGAGGCCGAAGACAGCCUACCAUGGGUUGAGAAAUACCGUCCAGUUUCCCUCUCCGACGUCUCGGGCCACCAAGACAUCCUCGCCACCAUCAACAAGUUCGUCGACUCCAACCGGUUGCCCCACCUCCUCUUCUACGGGCCGCCAGGCACCGGCAAGACCUCGACGAUUCUCGCCCUCGCCCGACGAAUCUACGGCGCCGAAAACAUGCGCCAGAUGGUGCUCGAGUUGAAUGCCUCCGACGACCGCGGCAUUGACGUCGUGCGCGAGCAGAUCAAGACCUUCGCCUCCACCAAGCAGAUCUUCACAAUGGCCUCGCCAGCUGCGCGGACAGGCAUCGCCGGGUUCAAGCUCAUCAUCCUUGACGAGGCCGACGCCAUGACGAAUACGGCGCAGAUGGCCCUGCGCCGCAUCAUGGAGAAGUACACGGCCAACACGCGGUUCUGCAUCAUCGCCAACUACUCGCACAAGCUCAGCCCCGCCCUCUUAUCGCGUUGUACAAGGUUCCGUUUCAGCCCUCUGAAAGAGCAGGAUAUACGGGUUUUGGUGGACAAGGUGAUUGAGGAGGAGAACGUCAAGAUCGCGCCCGAUGCCGUCGAGUCGCUUGUGCGGCUGAGCAAAGGCGACAUGCGGCGGGCGUUGAACGUGCUGCAGGCGUGUCACGCAUCAAGUACACCGCUCCGAGAACCCAACACGCCCAAGGUUCUCGAGAAGGACAUCGUCCGGGAGACUAUCACAAUACACACCAUCUACAACUGCGUCGCGGCGCCGCCCCCCGACGCGAUCAAGAAGAUCCUCAACACGCUGUUGAGUACAAGUGACGUCACCUCUUGCUUGGCCACCAUCAACACGCUCAAGGUCGCCCAGGGGCUGGCGCUGGCCGACAUCAUCACCGCUCUGGCGGAGGAGCUGGUAAAGCUGGAAGUAAAACCGCAGGUCAUGAUCAGGUGGCUAGAAGCCCUCGCAGAAGUGGAGCAUAGAGUAGCAAGCGGGACGAACGAGGCAAUACAGACGUCUGCGCUGGUGGGGGCCAUACGGAACGGGGUGGAGUUGAUGGGCUGA
Molecule: messenger RNA, 1170 nt
Organism: Chaetomium strumarium
Lineage: Eukaryota; Fungi; Ascomycota; Sordariomycetes; Sordariales; Chaetomiaceae
Product: P-loop containing nucleoside triphosphate hydrolase protein
Exons: 3
Coding region: 1-1170 (389 amino acids)
Biological process (GO): DNA repair; DNA-templated DNA replication
Cellular component (GO): Elg1 RFC-like complex; Ctf18 RFC-like complex; Rad17 RFC-like complex
Molecular function (GO): ATP binding; ATP hydrolysis activity; DNA clamp loader activity
Source: RefSeq, a predicted model, not a curated record